Molecule: messenger RNA, 1461 nt
Organism: Melampsora larici-populina 98AG31
Lineage: Eukaryota; Fungi; Basidiomycota; Pucciniomycetes; Pucciniales; Melampsoraceae
Exons: 11
Coding region: 1-1461 (486 amino acids)
Source: RefSeq, a predicted model, not a curated record
AUGCGCCCGUUUCAUCACCAAAGCUUAGCUCUUCUCGUCCUCUCUCCAAUAUCCACAGUUCUGUCGCUUGGAUCAAGAUGCGAGACGGGAAUCAUAGCACGGGAGACAUGGUCGGAUAUGAAUAUCGACUCUUAUUUAUCUAAUGGAACAAUUUGGAGGAAUUUGACACUUGCGGGAUAUGCAAAAACUGUCGGAGCCAACAACUUUCGAUGUGGGAUUGGCCAACAAUGUUUGGUUGGUCAAGUUUGCAGUCCUGUGGAAUCACCAGCUUGGCAUGUGCUGUAUGCGAUACAGGAAUUUAAUCUGAGGAUGAACCUCUUAUACAAAGUCUCAGCGUUUGCGAUCGACAUAGUCAAAGAAACCACAUCGGCAAUCAUUAGUGACCUGACGAAACCCGACACGACCCCCAGAGCAGUGAUGGCUGCUGCCGCAUUCAUUGGACUCUUUGCUUCCCUGACCGGACUAUCUUCUUUGUUGAUUGCCGCAAUAUCUGUUGAAAUAAUAGAGGUUCAACUCUUAUCAACACUCAAUCUGGUUUUGGCAGGCGCCGUGGUUGUUCUACCAGACGUGGCACCGGCGGUCUCUACACGUCCAGAGCGGAAGGAAUUUGUCUCUGUGGGUAUCCUUAACCUGGCCGCUAUUGGGCAUCAUAUCUCCAAGUGGGGGUUGGAAUAUCAUCAACAUCUCGAUACAUGGAUCAAUAACGUUUUAAAUGCUCCGAUGAGUUCACCUGGAGGACUGAUUGAUAUAAUCAAGGGUGGGACAUUCUUCAUGGACAAACAACCAACAUCUGUCCAGCAAAUCCUCGAUGGUUAUCGCGAUGUUCUUGAAGCUCGUGUUGUUGUGGCUGUACUCCGAGCAAAGAAUGCCUUCAUCACUCGGGGAAAUGACUUGUGCACAGGUAAAGGUCCCAAUGGCGCCGAUGUGGGGAGUAGCCGCUUAUCAUGGUGCGAUAAAUCAGGAGUAAUGAUGAGAAUAGUGCUUGCUCAUGGUGACAAGGUCGAAAAAGAUAUAUAUGCCGGCGAAAUAAUUGCAGCCAAAUACGGACUUUCAACUGAACUUAUCACUUCUUCAUCCUGGGCCUGUCAGCAGAAGUAUGGGAUUGGUUAUGAUCCAUACAAAAACAAGCCUCUUCCAAAUGACAUCCAUGCUGAAUGUGUGAUAAACUUACCUGUAUGUGAUUGCACUCGGACAGACAUUCAAAAGGCCCGUCAAGAUCAUGGUCGGACCAGCGCUCUGCCACCAGUUUGGCCUUCCUUGACGCCACUUGGUCACCGCUGCUUCACUGGAUUUCCUUAUACCAGGGGCAAGGUAGAUGUUUCAUCACCAUUUGAAGUGUUAUCGUUUCCACCUUACAUUGUUUUCCUCAUCAUCUGUCGGCCGCGCGCCGGAGUCAAAGUACAGCUACACGGCUUGGCCCCUUUGACUUAUCCAGGACGACACAUGAGGGUUGAAUCAUGA